AUAUUCCUCCCUCCUUUUCAUCUAUUGCAAAAAUGUUUGGGAGGCUUUAAAAAAGGGCACAGAAGUCCCCUUGAAUCUGAUGAAGGUCUGACCCCCUUAGAUUCCAUUUAUAGCCUGACUCGGAUGACAUCCCCCUUGACUAGCAAACUGUCCAAUCCAGCUGCAAGUGUCAAGAUUGUAUUAGGCACUAAGUGAAAUAUAUAUAUGCCCUUAUGGUGUUCAACACACUGGGUCUACCUCCAAGGCACCGGGCUGUAGAUCAUCCCCACCAUCUGCUGCUCCUCAUCCAGGAAUCUCUUAUAAGGGUUUUUUGGGGCACCUUUUAACUUAAAAAAGAAAGAAAAGAAAAUGGCACCAAAGAAAGAUGCCAAGAAAGCAGCUGCACCUGCCGCUGCACCUGCACCUGCCCCAGCACCAGCACCAGAACCAGCAAAACCCAAAGAAGCAGCAAUUGAUCUCUCCAGCAUCAAGGUAAAUGGAUGGACUUAUGUGGUCACUGAAGCUAGAAAAAACAGGUGCAUUAUCUUAUUCAAAUCUGGAAGAGUAUUUUUGGCUGGUCUUACUUAUGGCUUGGGGCAUUUUUUUCUGAAAUACUUACAGCUUAUGUGUAUUUUUUUUUAAAGGCACAGCAAAUAUUUAUUUCAGUAGCCGAACUUGGCAUGUUAGAAAACAAAAACCUAUGGCGGUGUUUUUGUUUUUGAUUCUGGUGUCUAAUCUAUUUCAAUUUGGCCUGAAUCAGAGCUUUCUCAGUUAAAUUUGUCUGUGCUUACCUUGUCAGAUAAAUCAAAAAUCGUAUAAACAAAAUUCACAGCAGAUUUGCAAUUAAUUAAAUUAAGCACAUCUCCCUCCUUUUUAAUAAGGGUUAAUUAGUGUGCAAUUUUUAUUCUGAAAUUAUUAUUAUAUAUAUAUAUAUAUAUAUAUAUAUAUAUAUAUAUAUAGUUAUCAGCUGACUAGCCAUUCAUUCUGGAUAUAUUGCUUUGCUUAUUGUUGAUGUGAAAGAAAAAUAGCAACCCAGUUCAUUUCCUUUAAGCUUUAAAAUUGGGUCAGACUCAAACUUGGAUGUGAGAUUAAAAGAGAAGCUGACAUGUUUCAGUGACUACAUCUUUCAUCUCUGUGGUUCAUGAUUUGCAAAUUGCAGUGACAUGAAAAUCCUUUUGAGAGUUUUUACUUUUUCAGAGUUGAUGCAUGCCACCGUUUAGUUGUUGCAUGCUGGCAUUAAAUGUUAUGCAAUGCAGUCACUAUUUUGCCCAGGAUUUUACCUCAAAGUGUGAUCUGCAAGGAAGCCGUCUGCCUGUGGAAUGAAGCCAGAGGGACAGACCCAGCUGGAUACAUUCCCUGAGUGACUAAGUAGAGCGUCAUCUCGCCACCUAUAAGCCCUUUGAUUGAUCACAGUACCAAUUUAGGAAACUCUGCUUAAGAAAUGAAGCCUAAUAUGGCAAGUUAAACAGUGAAAAAUGCUGUAAGGGUGGGCAAGAAUUUUGAUACUGUAGCUCUCUAUUUGAACCACCAGGUCCCUCUAGGGAACUCUUAAUCAUUUUAAGCUGGCAAAUGUGGCUUACUUUGCAAUACUAUCGCUGCAUGUUUCCUCGCAAGUAAGUGCCACUGCCUUCAGUGGGGCCCACUUCCAGCAAGUAAGUAUGAUUAGGAUUUCAGUCUUACAGAGUCCUCCAUGACUAAUCCUGAAAUAGCACACUAAUCAGUACCAAAGUGUUGUUAGGUCUGAUUCUUUGACACCUAAAAAGCAAGCCACAGGGGUGCCAGAGUAAAAUCUAAGGGAGCAUUAUAUCUGCAUCACCUAAACAGUGAUACUAGACAUUUGAAAAACAAAAAGUCUCAAAACUGAACCGAGAGGAGACAGGGCUCCAACAAGACCAUCUGUGGCAUUUCCCCCCCAAUUAUAAUAGAUGGUGGAUUUCAUGUACACUGAGCUAUGAAGAAGAAUGUGGGCUGUAUUUUCCACUGAAGUAAUUUACAUUAGUUUCAAAGCUGCAUGUAUCCAAUUCAUUAGGAGAAAAUAGAAUUUUCAACUCUGGUGGCUCCGGUUAAUUUACCUUUACAUAAAUAUGCUUAAUGGUGUAUUUAUCAUCUGAAAGAUGGAAUACUGUAAUUUCAGCCCUCACAACAGCCCUGCAUGACCCUCUUCUUCAGACAUGAAAGCACUUUUCUAACUCAAGAGUGUCACUCUAGCGGCAGAGGUGGACCUUCAGUGACUGGCACCAGAGCUCCCUGCUUUUAUACCUAAUUAGCUAGCACACAAAAAAUGAAUAUUCCAAUUUAACUGGAAUACAGUAUGAGAGGAGAAACCUCUUGAAUUACUAAACAAACAUUUUGCAUUAUUGCCUCAUAAGACGUAGCCUUUUAGUUGAAAGUACUCUAUAUACACUGUCUCAGGAAUUCUUACGACAACCUUGUAACAAAAGUCAGUAUUUUUACCCUGAUGUGUGGGGACUGAAGAUGCGAGACCACCUAGUGAGUUCAUGGACAAUUUACCAAUUCAUAGCCCAUGCUCUUUAUCACUCACUCACUGCUGAAAGAGUAUUCCAUUUCUGAAGCAUAUGAUCCCUGUAAUCUCUGAACACUUGUAUCAAAUGUCUAAAUACAUUUGGACAAAGGUCUAAAUAACCAUUCUACAACAAAACUAGAUGUGAGAAAGCCGCCAUCCCAACUUACAAAUAACAGGGGUGGGAGGCAAUUGCACUCCCUUUCCUUAGAUGUACCCAGUCCUAAAACAAUAAUGGUUGGUUCCUGUGUUCUAGCCCUGUGCUCUGCUCAUAUGUCUUCUUACUUAUAUGGCCCUGUUCUUUACCACAUUUGAGACUCCUUAUCCUCACAAUACCCCAGUGAGGUAGCUGAAUAUUCUUAUCCUCAUAACUGAGGCCUGGACAGCCUCAUGGGGAUAAGGUCACCUCCUGAGAUAGUUGCCGUUCCAAGGAUUAGUGCUGGGAAUCUAGUCUCCAAGCCUAAGAACCAUCUUGAUGAAUAAAAUGCCCAGCACUGUAGCCAUUUGCAUUUUUUAGAACAUUUUUCUUGGACGUUCAGCCUAGACUCUCAAUCCAUCUCCCCCUCUCCCUGGGUGCUAUGUUCCGGAGUCCUUUCCAUUGGUACCCGAAGGAGCUGCAUUAGUGGCAUUUGCCACUGAAUAAAUUGAUCAAAAGCUAUAGUUUAUUGCUUCAACUUUGGGGAUUUAAGUUUCCAAGGCUUUGUCUGAGACCCAGCAGGCAAACAGAUGAUAGAGCUGAUUUAGCUGGAUUCUUUUUCAAUUUGGCUCUGUUCUGCAGCUUCCCUUCAGGCACCCUCACGCUGUUUAGUCAAGGAACCCUCAUAUGAACAGAUAUUUCCUUUCUCAAUGGAAACAAGAGUUUUCAAGCAACCGAUGAAGAAAUAUGCAGCCUUUCCCUACAACAGAAAAUCCCAAGUAACCAUUUGAAAACAGCCUUGACCCAGCACACUUUGUUGAUUCUUUUUAUUUAAAGCACUGCAUAAACUAUUUCCAGCUUCUCUUUAAAAUUUUGAACAUUAGUAGACAAUCCUCUGGUGGCUAAUAUUUGCUUAUCCAUAGCCUUUAAAUUCAGUUUUUUCUGAAGGGCAGUGCUAGAUGGCUUGCUUUCUAGCACCACCUGUUGGACAGUAAAGCUCUGACUGAUUUAAUGUGACACAUUCGCCUGACUGGAAACUCCACUAAUUUCUAAUACCCUGUCGUGUCAGUUACAGUACAUCUCAAAUCAAACCACUCUGUGAUGCAGCUCACUACAAAACAUAUCUGUUUAAUUGCCACUGACCUGACUUGGAAUAAAAUGCUUCUAUUAAAACGACUUGAUAUAAAAACACACCCGAGGAGCUCUGGGAGUGUGACAAAUAUUUCCUCUAUGUUUACCAUGUACAGCAGGUGAAAAUUCCACCUGCCUGCAGGUUCAGCCUCCUCUACAAAUCCCAGGUCAAAGUACCUUCAGUUGGCGCCCAGUGAGAAUAUGAUCAUUAACAGAAAAGGGCAAAAGGAACAUUGCUAGACCUUUGGGUUUAUCCUCAUUAUUAGGAAAGAUCCAGCAGGUGCCUAUUAUGGUGGAAGGAGGGACAGAGAGCGCAGAAGGAGACUUCUUAAGCUGCUCUGCUCCCACCUUCUCUGUGGGGCUUUCUUCCCCCAUAUGUUUCAAGGCCAGGUCAGUGAGUAAAGCAUCCUCCUUCGCUCUAUCCAUCCCUCGUCCUCUCCACAUCUCCUAAAGCAGGGGGAAGGGCAGCCUUUUUGCUCUUGAGGCUGCAUGGAUGGGUGGGGCCAGAUUCAAAUAGGGGUGGGGUCACCUCCAUUCCUCUCCCUACCACCAGAGGCGUACCUUGGUUCCCUUGCACCCUUGGCAAGAAGAUAAUCAGCCCCGCACCCCACCCCAGUCCCUUGCUCCCUUGGCAAGGAGCAAUGUUGGCACCUCCAAAGAGACUGUAAACCAGAAACCCAAAAAGUUUGCUUUUUGUUGCCUUUUGCAUUCCACCAGAGAUUUCCUCCAUCACCAUUGGCUUGGCUCCGCCUCUCCUCCUCUAGUCUGCCUGCCUGCCUUUCUGCUGCCUGCCGACUGGGGAGGGAGCCCCUUAGGGCUGCAGCGACGGCCCACACCAGUGACAGGAUUCCUCAGACGAUGCACCCAGAGGAGCUUGCACGUCUUGCCUGGCCACCCAGAGCAGCUCAGGGAGCACACAGACAGGUAGCCACUCUGAGCCAGAGUGGAGAGGCACAAUUUUUGUAUGCACACACACCAGUCCUGUGCCCUUGGUGGGGCCCAACCUGGUCAACCCCAUGUACACCUCUGCCUACCCCUCACAUGAAAUUAGGCCAAGUGUAAUACAAAUUUGGGCUGUGAGUGCAUAUGGCCCUAAAGGUGCAUGCUGCCCACCUGCAUCUUAAAGGGGGGGGCAGAGGAAGAGGAGUCUCCUUCCCUCUGCCUGCCCUGUCCUUUAGAAGAAUAGGCAAAAUUGUGUUAGCAGAAUACACAUGUACAUCUAUGUGGGUUUGGUGUCAGAGCUCUGCUGAUCACAUACACCUAAUUUCUGUUUCAAAGAAAGCAACAAUGAGUGAGUCGUAUCAGGAAAGUGUGUACUGCAGAUUUCCCUUAGUCCCACCCAAGCCACCCCACCCUCACAUCAGGACUCAGCAAGGGAUGCCUAGACAACAGGUCACCUUCACAUGCCAAUCUAAGUUGUCCCCAGUCUGGCCUUUCUCUGGAACCUGGUAUGGGGGUUUGAGAGGGUUCGGCUUCUUUGGUAGGGGUGUGAGGUAUCAGAGGAGGUGCUCUGGAGGCUGCAAGCAGGGAUGGACACUGUAGGAGACGUUCACCUCUCCCCCAGACACCCAAAGUUCAGGAAAGCAAACAUCCAUGGAAAGCAAAAAUGGGAAGUAAAGUGGUACCUUGGUUUACGAAUUUAAUCCAUUCUGGAAGUCCGUUCUUAAACCAAGGAGUGCUUUCCCACAGCAGUGGUGGACUCAAUUUACAAAUGGAACACAUGCAACAGGAAGCGAAACAUGUUCUGCUUCAAAAGCAAAGUUCACAACCCAAAACACCUACUUCCGGGUUAGCAGCAUUCUUAAUCCAAGUUGUUCAUAAACUAAGCUGUUCUUAAACCAAGGUACCACUGUAAUCAACUUUCAUAGAAAACCAGAUCUCUCCUCUAAUACUGUAUGCUGAAAGAGCAGCAUUGUCAGAAUGGACGUCUGAAACAACAUACUGAGCCUUCCUGUAGGAUAACGUCAAGCUGCUCCUGCUUGCCGCUGUCACCACUUGGUCACUUCUGCUCACUUACUGCUUCCCUCCCUCUGUAGCAAAUGCUGGUGGCAAAAAGGGGCAGAAGUGGCUUACCAGGGCCAUCACAUUAGACCAGGGUUUUUCAAACUUGGGUCUCCAGCUGUUUUUGGACUACAACUCCUAUCAUCCCUAGCUAGCAGGAAUAGUGGUCAGGGAUUAUGGGAACUGUAGUUCGAAGACAGCUGGAGACCCAAGUUUGGGAAACCCUGCAUUAGACCAAGAGAGAGCCUGUAGGGAUGCUCCAGAUGCUGGGGGCGGCAGUAGCUGAUCCUCUUUUUUGCCACUGCUGUCAGAUUUAGAAGGAAAGAACAGGUGGGGGAGUUGGUGCUGGCCCCAUGCAGAAGGGCAACAGCUGCUGCCACCAGCACGCAGCAGGAGUUUCGGGAGGCUCCUAUAAGCAGGGAGUCCAAUGACAGCAAUCCCUGACAGUGGACUUGCUCCUCCACCCUACCUUCUAAUAACGUAUUCAAUGACAGACAGAACUAACACGUGACUGGUUGUAAAUUGGAAGGGAGGCAGGUGGGGGCUGUGAGGGAAAACAGUUUUGUGGGGCUGUGCUCCAUUUGCCCCAGUAAAGCAGCCUCCGUUGUCUGCAGUGAAGAGCCUUCUCUACUCAAAGAGGUUUCCUGUGCAAUGUAGGACUCUGGAAGAGCAAGGUCUGACAUCAUACAAAUGCUCUCUACAGCGGAGGUUAUAGCUGAACCAAAUAUCAGAUUCUGGAUUGUGGCCUAUAGGGGUAUUGCUCUAGGCUUAUAAAAUAGUAUUGGCAUACAUGUUUCUUUCACAGGAGUGAAAGGCUGCGUGUUUAAGGACUCUUACUUUGGCAGUCCAAAGUUCUACGAAGGAUAGUUCCUCCUCCUCCAGGUCUUAGGUUGAAGCUCAGAGGGCUGCCUGCAUGCCCAUCUCGACUCCUGGCUGAGCUCUGCCAUCCUGUGGCCGACUUUGAGUAGGGCCACAGAUUGCAGUGCAUGAAAUAAAAUGUCUGGAAUGAGGGGACUGCAGAGUAGUGUAGACUGUUAAUAAUAAGUAGCAUAUACAGCACAGUAAGAGCAAUGGGCACAAAUCCUGUAAAAAGCUCACCAGCAUUUCAGGAUAUUCAGACAAGCAGACAUUGAAAGUAUGGCAGAAAUUGUUUGAAUGCACAUAUAUUGGAUUGCACUGUUAAGUUAGUCGUGACUAAGACCACAGUCUUAUGCACAAUGACUUCUGAGUGAAUAAAUACCCAUACUUCAGUCAACCUUACCUUUGUGUAGACAAUACAGUGGGUCUUGUUCCCAUACAAGUGUAGAUAGAAUUGCAUUGCUAUACUGGAACUAACUUUUGCUUGGCUGGAUCCAACAGUUCUUAAACAGGGAACUAUAAAAGGAGAAAGCAGAAGGCAAAUGAGCAUUGUCUUGCAUAGAGUCAUACAAUGUGCUAAGUGCUGAUGUGUGACUGUGCAUGUGCAUGCCAUUGUAUAUAUGAAUUUUUGCAUAUUUUGACCAUUUUCUUCAAUGGCUUUCACAAUUACUACUCAACCAGGUCGUCGCUGAAUGAACACUACAAGUGGUAUAAGGAGAGAAGGUAAACAGAUAAAUUGCCUUGACAGACAACUCACAGUAGUGUGAAACUCCUAUUUGUAUCAAAAAAAGAGGAAAAAGAAAAGUUUAUUAAAACAAACCAUGUAUCUUCAACCCUCAAACCCCCAUUAUGCUAAGGCCUGAUAGCAGGUAUGCUCACACAACCAAAGAAUCUGCAAUUAAAGUCUUGUAUAGUGUUAGAUUUACAAUUGAUAACAGCAUCAAUACCAUACAUACUGCUGCAUUGCUUUGCACAAGGACAAAUGACAGACACAAUUUCUCUCUACUUCGCAUCUGUGAAGGAAGUCCUAUGUGGGUAAGAUCUAUUGACCUGCCACUAUACCCAAGGCUGGUCCAAGUGGUCUCUGAGGGUUGGAAGCCAUUUCUCUCCUGUUAGACAGAAGUAUAAAGUUGGAAGGGAUUCAUUAGACCAUUAAGUCUUCCUGGUCCUACAAGAGCAUAACCAUUGCCUAAACUUACUAUCCUGAUGGGUUAAAUAAUGGAAUUUCCUAUAAAUCUAUGCUUAAGUGGCAGGUGGUUGUGCUGGACAAAAGUGGGCUAUGUGGUGCCCUCCAGAUGUUUUUGGAUGGAAAUUCCCAUCAGACCCAGCCAACAUGGGCAAUGGUUAGGGAUGACUGGAGUUGUAUUCCAGCAACAUCGGGAAGGCACCACAUUGGCUACCCCUGGCAAAGAGGAUUUCCCUACCUUAAUGAAUCCAUCCUAAGGUUGGACACCAUAGGAAGUAGCUAUAAUUCUAUUAUUCCAUUGCCUCUGCCUGUAAAACAUACAUGCCAGUUAACUAAAUUGAUUGUAUAAGUUUUUUUGCUUCAGUGCUGCUUGAAUACUUGUGGUUUUUGAAUGUCAAAAAGUACAUCAUUAAGAAGAGUUUUGCAUAUCUAUUCAGAAUAUGCAUGAAGCAACAAGCUCAAAAAAGUGCUGGCAUGAUAUUACCCUCCAAUGAGGAAGAUUUAAGACAAGGCUGGACAGGGAUCUUACCAGGAUUGCUUUAUACAUGUAGGGUCCUGAUUCAGUGUCCUGGACUAAAUAGCGAUUCAUAUUCUUCUUAGUACUAAAAGUUCUUGACUCGGUUCCUGCCAUGCCCAAAUUUGUAUUAUUAAACACAAAAUUACUGCUCCCAAUAAGGGGGAAAUAAGGAGAAAUUUCUGUAUAUUAAAAACUCAGCUGAUGGGCUGAAUCACCAAAGUGAUGAGUGUUAGAAGAUACAGCACAAGUAGCAUUCACACCCAUAUCCACCCUAAAUUCCAAAUUUGUAUUAUGUGAUGCUCAAAUGGCAUGGUUAUUAGAAUAUUUAAAUGUUAAUGCAAAGGUAAUGGUUGCUACUGAAAAUCACUUCCUCACAGAUAGGACUCUAUGUACCUGUAGUAACUUUUGGAUAAGCUAUUCCAUGUGAGAUGGCCAGGUAAUCCUAAAUCCUUGUGCUGGCGGUACAGUAGCAACCGAGCCAUGGCGUUUACUUUUAAGUCAGUCAUGUGUGUCUUCAUUCAGCAAAGAGAGGGGUCUUCUUUUAAUCCAUACCCACAACCUUCCCCACCACUGACCAGCCCAGUAUCUGUGAGCAACAGUGUGAACCUUUAUGUUGUUCCUACAGAGGACAUACCUUUUUAUGGCAACGAUGAGAAAACAUCCCACUGCUGCUGCUUGGAUGCUGCUUGAGGUGCCAUAGGCAAAAUAAUUAAUUGUGCCUUGGCAUCUAAAAGGUCAAGAACUCUUCUUACCCUAGAGUUGAAUUAAUCUGGCCAAGAAUACAAAUUUAAUUUUCUGAUAUUGAAAAAUCAAGAUGUUGAAGAAACAAGACUGUACAUUUGGAUAAUGACUAUCAAAGGGGUGUCAUAUAUCAAGAGAUAUUAAAGAGUGGGCUUUAAAUAUGCUCCUUGAAUAUAUAUUUGGCACGCUUGCCGUUUACAGAAAGAAGUUACAUAUUUUGGCAAAUAGCACCAACCCUAAUGAUAUUAAUACCUCAACAUGGCCACUGGAAGCACCUCAAAGGAGACAGGUCCCUUGGAACUCACUGUAAAUGUCAAUAGCACUGUGUUUCUUCAUCUUCUACCGUGCUGAUUAGAAGAUUAGUUGUGAAGAAAAUGGAAGUGCUAAGAUGUGGUGGUGGUUCUAUUCUUAAAGAAUCAUUACUCCUAAAGCUACGUAAAAACGUAUACAAUUAGCCCUUGUUACUUCCAUUUCUAAAUUCCACACCAAAGAAACACGUUAAUGGCGAAUUUCAUUCCCAUAUUUUCACCACAUAAAUGUAGACUGAGGCUUUUUAGAGUUGUCCAUAUAGGUGACACACACACAUCACAUUUUAGGUGAGAGCUAUGGAUCAGGGCCCCAGAUUCUUAGUAUCAGAUCCUCUCGUAUUUAGGUGAGCAUUGUAUAUACAGUGGUGCCUCGCAAGACGAAAUUAAUCCGUUCCACGAGAGUCUUCGUCUAGCGGUUUUUUCGUCUUGCGAAGCAAGCCCAUUGACGGAUUAGCGCUAUUAGCGCUAUUAGCGGGUUAGCGGCGAUAAAUGGCUUAAUGGCUUAGGGGAUGUGCUGCUAAAAGGCUAUUAAAGGCUAUUAAAGGCUUAGCAGAUUAGAUAAAGGGGGGGAAAAGCGAAAAAAAAAUCUCUAGACUCGCAAGGUAUUUUCGUCUUGCGAAGCAAGCCCAUAGGGGAAUUCGUCCUGCGAAGCAACUUCAAAACGGAAAACCCUUUCGUCUAGCGGUUUUUCCGUCUUGCGAGGCAUUCGUCUUGCGGGGCACCACUGUACAAGUGAAUUGGGUUAUGCUGAAGAUAAAGUGGUGUGAAUAAACAACAGUUUCAGAAUAGGCCAAGCCUGCAAUUCUGUUCACAUUCACUUGAAAGUAAGUUGCAUUAAAAUCAACAAGAUUUGCUUCCAAAUAAACAUACACAGGAUUGUUGUUACUUGCGUGGAUUUUUUUUAUUUUUUUAAUUAUGUCAGCCCCUGCACCUGCAACCUGAAGUGGCACAGUAUCACUGCAUUCUUUUGCAUGCUUGUGCAGAGACUAGACCCAGAUGUGUGUUUUCACAGCUGGGAUGGGAUGAAAAUAGCAUUUACGGUUAGAUUCAACAGUGACAAAAUCUGUUACACAAAAAGGAUUAAGGCUGUAAUCCUAAACAUGCUUGCUAGACAGAACAUCUUACCAAAUACAGUAUUGUAUGGUAGGAUUUCACUGUCUUUCUAUAUGCAUAAAAACGUAAGGUGCCAUCAUGCUCUGCAGUGUGCACCACUAGGCAGCCAUGCCAACUGCAGCAUGAGGAACAGGAGGCAGCCCAGGCAAGCUGAUUAAAGAAGGGGGGGGAGAGAGAUAACCACUGUUUGAAGUGUCACAGCCCAGUAUUAUUAUUAUAUGAUAUCCAUGGUUGUAGUAAUGUUGACCGUUUAAUUUAAUGUGAUCAGACCACUGAUCUGACCAAUAUGUCAGUUAAGGCAUAUUGGGCUGCAAACACCUUUAGACCACAUUUUGCCCCUCAGAGAAUUCUGGGCACCCCACACAGAGUUAGAGUUCCCAUCACCCCAUAACAAACUACAGAGCCCAGAAUUCUCUGAGGUAAAGAAUGUGCUUUAAAGGUAUAGUGCGUAACCAAGUCUGACUCAUCACUUGCAAAAGUGUCAGAAUUCUAGAAUGUUAUUUACCAAUAACAAAUGCUGGUAAAGCUUCUAGAUCCUUCCUCACACUUCACACAUUUGCCACCCACCCGCCUCACUUUUUUAUGGGCUUUGAGCAGUUGCAUGGCAGACAGCAAUCUGCUGGUGGUACAACUUUCCUGUAUCACCACACCUCCAUCCAAGAAAAGCUUCAUCUUCUGAGUUUGGCCCAUUCUGUAGUUAUUAAGACUGCCCAUAACAAAGGUGACAACCCAGCUAUGGACUUUCAGACAUUACAAAGACAUAUCCAUAGCCAUUUCUCUUUAUAUAUUUUGAAAACUGUACUAUUGGAUGGGACCCUGAGGGUCACCUAGUAAAAUUGAAAGUAGUCCUGGGAAAUGACAAUUUCCUCCUACCAAAGACAAAAACUACACCCUAUUUCUUUUCACGUUUGUUUCCAAUUUCUAUGUAUAGCAGGAUAAUGUUGAGAUGUUGUUUUUCACUCACACUCCUCAGUCAGAAGUAACACUAUAAGACAGGAACUCUUGCUAAUAAUUCAUCUGCCACUCCAAAUGGUCAUUAUUUCUUAUUCCCAUGCAUGGCUCAACAUGGAGACAGCAAUUCUUCUCUCACUCCUGAUUAGCACCUAACUAGAAGCAGUGAGGGAAACCACAUUAUUCAAUCAUGUGCUGGUUUUCACCUGGGGCUUAUGGAAAACCUCCCUACAGAGGAGAGACAGGGGCUUUCCCCCCUGCCUUUGGAAUGCCCUCCUCAGGGAAGCCCACCUGGUGCCUACUAUGCUAAGGUUACCAGAUUUUUUUCAAUGAAUCCAAGGAUUCAGGAUUUUGUCAGGGGACUGAUUUGUAAAUCCAGGGACUGUCCCCGGUAAAUGGGGACAUCUGGUAACCUUAUACAGUUGUACCUCUGGUUAAGAACUUAAUUCGUUCUGGAGGUCCGUUCUUAACCUGAAACUGUUCUUAACCUGAGGUACCACUUUAGCUAAUGGGGCCUCCCGCUGCCGCCAUGCAAUUUCUGUUCUCAUCCUGAAGCAAAGUUCUUAACCCGAGGUACUAUUUCUGGGUUAGCGGAGUAUGUAACCUGAAGCGUAUGUAACCCGAGGUACCACUGUGCAAUCCUUGGGGCACCAGCCAAAUACUUUUUCUUAACCUCAAUUUCAGCAAUAUUAAUAGUUUUGACAUAUUAUAGCUUCAUAUAUGCUCAGAGUCAGUGGUUAAUAUUGCCUAUUGAGUAACUUCAGUAAAGCUUAUCAAUUUCUUAUUGAUUCCAAUAGCUUUGUUUUGUUGUUUAUCCCAUUUGCUACUUGGCCCAUGUAUUUUAAACAACCUGGAUUUAUGAUUCUGUGUGUUUUUUUUACUUGUGAGCCAGCUAGAGGCUUUUUUCCAUAAACAGAAUAUAAAUUCAUUGGACAGUGAAUAAUAAUUCCCAUAUCACUUCAUCCUGGCUCACUCCCCUCUUCUUCCCCAGCAUUUUGUGGCUCACCUCAGGUGCCAGCCCAGGUCCCCAUGGCAUCUUUCAAAAGCACCCAAGCAGGAUUUGUCUUGAGGAGGAGAGGCUAGCAAAACUGAAUACCUCUUAAAGGGCCCCACCUGCAUUCUGCUGAAUAGUACAUUGUCAAAACCAAACCAAACCAAACCCAGAAGGCUCAAAGGCAAAGGGAUCUGUAGAGAAUCCAUUUUGCUUCAGCCUCAACACACGCAGACUCUGUACUGCUGAGGAAUACAACUCAUGUAAGAUUCCCCAGCUUUCUUCUUACGCACCAAUCAAGGCCUCAUCCUGUCUAAACCAGUAUUACCUCUGAAGAACUGACAGGUCAACCCUGAUCAUUUUCAAAGUGAUUUGGGCUGUAAUUCUGCAGGUGGGUUUACAGGUGGGUAAGUCCCAUUGGGUGGAUCUACUCAGCAAUCUAUAGUCUAUAAGCAAGCCAAUCCCAUAAUGCCAAUUUAGCUGUAUCUAAGAAUUUCUACUGUUACAGCUGGGAAACAACUUCACUCAUGAAGUUUCAUCCUCCCUUUCAAAUAGAAAAAUCCUUUCUUACCCACAGCAACAGAAGUGCAAAAAUGGCCUGGUUUGUGGGGCUGGAUGUGCAUUCUCCUUGCUUGUAGGAUGCCAUCUAUAGCGCUGGUGUGGCCCCACUCCUGCCUUUAACCCAAAUUUACAUGGGAUUCAUUCAUGAAUCUCAUAGUCUGAAAGUUUCUAUGGGGUGAGUUUAUUGGAAAUGUAACCAUGCCCUGGAGAAUGACCGAUCUUGGUCUUGCGGCUCAACAAGGAAAAAAUACCUCCUGAUAAUAGAUUUGGCAUAGGAACUGAAUGCCCUACUCCAGAUGCUGCUCUUCACCUGUUAAUUAGGGACUGUAGAUGUAGAACUUUAUUAGUUACAAAUUAUUAAAUAUAAUUGGAAAUAAUGAUAGCAUGGCAAUUACUUGUUUAGCCAGUGAAAAGGAAUUAGGAUUUUUCCCACAGCAAGCUUCACAUUUCAUUAUGUCCAAGGGGAACUCCAGAGUCCUUUUUAGCUCAUUCUGGAAGCAAUUUUGAGUCCCAUUCUGUUACCUCUAAAACUGUGGUAAUUAUCAAUUAAUUUUCAAACAAGGUAAAUUACUCUCCUUUUUUUACCUGAACCAGAAUCAAACCUGAGACACAGGUUUAAACUGUUGAACAUAAACAAAACUGCAUAAAAGCGAAAUAUAUUUAAAAUGUGGUCUCCGUACCCACACUUUAAUAUGCAAGUUAGAUAUGCAAGUUUUGUAUUUUGUAGCUACUAGAAAUGUCAAAAAAGGGCAAGGGCAAUGUUACAGGGAUUGCAAAUAAACCUGUAAAUGUAGUGAGGGAAAUGGUCGUAUUCCAAACUCCUGUCUCUGAAUAUGCUACCAGCUUUUUAUUAUAAUGAUGGGAACCCUCUCCUGCCUGUCAUAAACCAGAAGCAUAUCAUUUUUCCAAAACCUACAUGAGCUACAUUUUAUCGCGAUUCACAAAAUCUAAAAAUACAGAAUCUUAUGAAUCAUACAUACUUUAAAUGCUAGAAGUAAUUCAGAUUACAUAUUUGACUUCAGGCAACCACCAAGCUGUUCAGUUUUGUUCUUAAGGCUAUCAAGCCAUUGGUUGGCUAAGUCAAACUAUUUGAAUCUAAUUUUACACCCCUAAGGUCCAAUUCACAUAUUGCUCAUGGAUGUUGUAAAAUCACUGAGCUCAUGGUAAAAUCAUCCCAUCAGCUCUACACAGGAGAAUGUUUUCUGAAUGUUUGUUUGAUGUGGAAUUCACUAUGCCAGAUUGAACUAUUGAAGGCUAAAGUUUGCUCUGUCUUAGUAAAAUGCCACAUUACAUAGGAGACAAUAUAGACUCACCACUCAAAACUGAUAUGGUAAAAUCGUCUUAACAGUGGCUUUACCAUGUUCAAAAUUAAUGCAUGAAUCAAGCCAAAUUUAUAAUAAAACCUCCUACUUUUUCUUGGGUCUUUAAUCAUUUCCUUUGUGAACUUAACCUGGGAGUAACGUUCCCUUAACAUAGUGGAUCUUACUUCCAAGUAAACCUGCCCAACUCUCUGCCUUAACUGGCAAGUGAACUAUGCUGACUGAAAGCAGGAGGGGUGGUUUCCCUGGUGUGUAAUAAUUUGGGAUUAAGCUUCUUAAAUUCGCUGGCUAGAAAAUGUCGUUCUCAAUACCAAAGGUAUCAGACCUAGCUGAAAAUGCUUAAGGCAGCCAGCUGGAGAAACCCUUGAGAGGUCCACUGUCCCACCAGCUGGCUCAAUAGCUGGCUCAAUAUGAACAGGCGUCCAUAAGCGAUAAGCCUUUUUUGAGGAAGACUACAUAAGGAAUAUUCCAUCUUUACGCUGCAGAGUGAAAAAGUGCUGACAGGAUUCAAACUCAGGAAAGCAAGCAGCAGCUCCCUGCCUGCUCUUCACCCUCCUAAAAAUAGUGCCUACGAGAGGGCCAUCAAGAAAUGGAUCCUUCUUUGACUUUGCCCUAAGAAAGUUAAAGAACUCCCCUAGGGGGCGUGGCCACUACUCUCUGACACUUAAUCCUGCCCAUGAUGUCACUGGCUUAUGUUAAAUAAGAAGAAAUAAGGCCAGGGAGUAAGGACCACUCUCAGGGAUUCAGGCAGCUUCCAGCCUUGCCUCCUCCUCUUCCCUUCCAACUUUCGCAAUCAUGGUGGGUGCAGGAGAAAAUUAGUUCUGCAUAGUGAGCCAGUGGUUUGAUCUAACAUUGUCAUUUUCAAGUGUGUAAUUAAUGCAUAGCAUAAGGGAGUAGAGAACCAAUAUAGUGUCCUACCAAAAUCAUGCAGGAGUGUGUGCAUCUAUUCUUAUUGUUAAUGUGAAAUUACUGGGAUUAUUUGGGAAAUCUUGUCUUAUGUAAUAGCUCGCAUGUUUCCUGUCUUUUAUAGCAGGUUGUUGUUAUCAAUUGCCUGUAAUUCAUGUUUGCUGAAAUAUAUGUGCAGUAGAAUCCAGAUGCACAACCUGCCUAUGAACAGUAACAAAAUGGCAUGUUUUUAAAAUAAAGGCUUAAAGAACAUAUGGGUCUUAAACCUUCUGUUUUAUUAGUUCUUUUGAAUGUAGUAUUUAUUGCACAAUGAUAUUUUCGAUUUACAUUAUGUUCUUUACUGUAAUGCAAUAAUAUGUUCCUCUAAAAAGGAUUAGGAUAUUUAGCUCAUACUGUAUAUAUCUGUGCUUCUGAUUGUGUGCAGGAAGAUACUAUAAUGGACUUCAAAUACUUACAUGACAUUAUCUGCUUUUAUUAUUAUUAUUUUUCUAACAUAAACUGCUUUUGUAGGGCUUUGCCCUGAAAGGUGGCCUGGAAAGAUUUCAAAUAAUGGAAUACAUAAAAUACAUUUGUGGCCAAAUUAGUUCACAUAAACACACUAUAGGAUAUGUAUAACUUUUGUCUGUCAAUGCAAUUUUCCCUCCAAGAGUACUAGCUUUUUACUUUCCUCUCUCUUUUGCCAAAUGCAGUCCUUCAGCGCUGAUCAGAUUGCUGGUAAGUGGAACAUAAAUUCAAUUCCCUGCGUGUUGAUGUGAUUCAUUGCACGGAACAUCAAAUACUGGAUACUCAUUAGCUUAAGUAGGCAUUGUUCCAUUAGCAACCUGGUGGCAUCUCAGCUACACUUGAAAAAUCGGACAAAAUCCUUUUCUUUGCAUCUUGGGAAGAUGUUUCAAGGAGCAAGCUGGAUGCUGUCAAGUCCAACAAGUCUUUCUCUUUUUUUAAAAAAGGGGCUUUUUGUGAUUGAUUUUUUUUCUAACAGAUCGAGUUCUCCAAGGAACAACAGGAUGGUAAGUUUUUGAGGAGAGCCAGUAAACAUAGAGAGAGGUAUUUUAAUAUCAUUGGAAUAUGCCCGCUGGUAUAACCAGUGAAGCUAAAUUGACUUCAGUCAUGUAGACUUCCACCACUUAAAGAUCAGGCCACAGAUUCCAAGUCACUUCUUUAGAUGUUUUAUGUUUUGCUGUUGACUGCCUUGAAGCACAGAUCCCAAGAGAGUGCUGCCUUCUCCUUCUGGCACAUAGCUCUUCAGAGAGCUGGUAAGGCAGUAAUGAGAGAAUGAGGUUUAAAGCCAUUAGUAAGGAAGAAAGCACAGAAACAAAAAUCUAUAAAUGUUGCAUAUUGAUAAAUAAAUAAAUGAAGGAUUCAUGACUGUCCAGCCAAUGCAUGUAUGAUUAUGACUCCUAGGAAAUGCUAAGGGAUUAUCAAGCUGUAUUGCUGGAGUGGGGCAGAGCUAAAUCAAUUUAACUAAGAAUAUUCUAUGUAAUAUGAGUGUCAUGAAUUAAAGGGAAUUUGGGGCUUAUUUAUUUAUUUAUUUAUUUAUUGUAAUCAGCCUGUUGUAUACAUUUCAUAAUUCCAGUAAAUUAAUGUUCCUACCCCCACAAAAAAUCAGUCUGUGUGUCUUUGUCAGACAAAAGAAACAAAUACCCCUUUAUCAAUUAAAUAUCCUAAAAUAUUACUUCUGUAAGAUAGUUUUAUUUGAUCCCAAUUUAUGUAAGUCUUUUAUUAUUCAAUUAAAAUUAAAAGCAAGACACCUUUAUCACUAACAUCACAGCCCUAAUCUUCUCUACUCAGAACUAAAUCCUAUUGAAUUCAAUGGUGGUUACUCCCAAGUAAAUGAGGCUAGAAUUACAGCCUUAUAGUAGUAGCAUUAUAAGGCUUCUUGCCUAUCAUCCAUUUUAAUGCAAUGUCACAGCAGUUGAAUGGCAUGUUGAUAUGCUACCACUCAUAUGUAGGAUCAAUAUACUACAACGCUUUGGAUUUUUUUUGUCAAAUAAUUGGCUUGCAUUAUGUGAUUUAAGAUAUGAGUAUAUGAUGCAGAAUGCCCCAGAUAUUCACUGGUAUAUCUACAAAGAGCCUGGUGGGGUGGGGGAUAUAUAUCUGUUUUCAGGUAUUCACAAAAUUCCUCUGGAUUUCCAACAUUCACAUUUAAAUGGCAACAUUCAGUAAAAUCUGGAUGUUCACUGUAACAUGGGGAUUCUAAAUGAAACCAUCAAAUGGCAAGAUUUCUUUAACUUGAUUUGAUAUGCCCUUGCUGUAGUGAGUACCUAUUGUUUUUUAACAUUUCUUAGACCUAUAAACUGAAUGAAAAACCAACCUUGCCUAGAAUGUACCUUUGAUUUAAAAAGCUCUCUCUCCAGCUUCACACUCUGCAUUAACAACUUUCACAAGCAAUACAUUCCAGAUUAAAGGGUAUUCUUGGAGUUGCUCGUUAAGGUGACCAUAGAUUGAUUAAUUUGCUAGAUUAAUUUUAAAUUAGUCAAAACCAAAGUAUUUCAAAACAAAAGAGCUGGCCAACAUUUAGUAAGAACACUUUUAACAGUUGAAACACUUUCUUUAGUCAUAUUAAACUGCUAUAAAAUAAAAGCUGCCCCCACUUAAUAUCAAUUUUUUGGCUUAUUAAAAAGUUGACAAACACCUAGCCAGUUAAAGAAGACGUGGAAGAACCCUAAAAUAAAAUUUUUACUUCUGGGUUAAUAAAUAAAUUAUUGCACUGUGCAACAUGAAGGGGGGUAAAAUCAGAAUCCCAGCUGUGUCUUUAAGCACCCACACACAUCUGUGGACUUAGCUUCACAUUCUGCCUACUGCAAAAACAUAUUUUUAAACCUAUUGAGAUCUUGCAUGGAGGGGAGAGGAAAGAAUUUCAGUCACAAUGCGUGCCUAUAAAGAAAGGAAACAUCUCUGGCCUUCCAAUUGUUUCAGCAAUGCCCAUCUGUUCUUGGGCUGCAAAUACACUGAUCCAAAAUACAGAGCAAAAAGAAUCUGAGGGACAGAAGAACGUGCUUGAAGCAUACUUUACUGAGCCUAUUAUUACCGUUAAAAAUGUUAAACCAGGCUUAAAAGCUGAGCCAAUAUUGUUCAGAAUCACACUGUAACCUGUUUCCCACCAGUAUACAUGGAAAACUGACUGCUGUUUGCAGCAGCUGAAAAUGAGGAAUUUGCAUUUUACAUUCCCGAAAGUGGGUAGUCUUUUAAAAAGAAGAAUAAAAAUGGUGAUGAGUUGGUGAUGAGAUCUUCCAUUGGUGUAAAUGAGUGAAGUUCUGUUGUUUGUAGCCACUGAGGAAAUAUCAAAUGUGAGCCUGGGAGCAUGUAGCCGUCUCGUCUCUUCAAUUCUAAAAGGCCAGAACUUUAUGAGCUGUAAUGGGAGAGGGCUAGCUAUUGAAGUGCCUUGCAGGUCUCAACGCAUCAGACAGUGAGGGGAUUAAUAUCAGAUAUAUUGGGUUACAGACUAGCAACCGCACGUCCUGCCUCAGCGGUUCAGGAGAGGGCUAGGGAACUUCUUGAGGCAGUAUAAGGAGGGCAAGAGGGAGCACCAAAAUAGUACAGCUUCACAAGCACCCAGGAGAAAAUGAAUGGAGGCUGCAUAAUUUGCCCCGUGGCUUACGAAAGACGGAAGAAGCAAGGUUCUAUAUAAAGCAGAAAUUUACGCUUUGCCAGGCAUGAUGUGGCUUCAGAACAAAUUCCAAAUUGGUCUAGAAGAAAUUUCAAAACUGCUCUGUGGCGACUGCAGUUAGGUGACACUCUGGGUUCUUAACAGCCUUAUAAAUGCAGUGUAGAAGGUGAAAACUUUAAACCCCUCCAAAGACACACCUAUUCAUGCUGUCUUGCCUUUCUGUAGGACCUGCUUGCCUUCCCACAUUAUUCAUACAGCUUCGCUUCUAUGCCUCUCAAAGUACUUUUACUGUCAAGACACAAUGCUUGCUAUUUUCAGCUGCUAGUUGUGUCAGAUCCUUUUUCCAUUUGCUGAACUUUUUGGCUGUCUGCAAUGGCCCACUGUAACCAUAAUUGCAAGGUUCUGCCUUGCUUUAUAUGAUGAUAGCAAUGAUGGUGAGAUAUUGAUUUAUACCCCUCCCUUUUCUUGUAAUGGGACUCAAGGCCUCUUACAGAUAAAAAUAAGAACCAUUAAAAACACAGGAAAGACAAUUAAACAUGGAUAUUAAUUAAUUAAUAUUAAUUAAUAAUUAAAUAUGGAUAUUAAUUAAACGGCGUUUCCGUGUGCUGCUCUGGUUCGCCAGAAGCGGCUUAGUCAUGCUGGCCACAUGACCCGGAAGCUGUAUGCCGGCUCCCUCGGACCAAUAAAGUGAGAUGAGCUCCGCAAUCCUAGAGACGGCCACGACUGGACGUAAUGGUCAGGGAUCCCUUUACCUUUUUUAUUUAUUAAUUAAAACUAUAUACAUAUAUAACAUCUAUAUGCAUGCAGGCAGUUACGAUAAAAGCUCCUACAUGUGACACAGCCCCGUUGCUUCAGCCGCAGAGGAGAGUAACCAAAAAAGGUGAGAGAUCCACACCAGUGCUUCCUUCUGUGGAGACUCCACUCAGGCAAUCUCUCUCUCUCAAAAGUGGGGUGAAAGCAGAUAGGCAGAGUUUUCCUGGGGAUCAGGUGUCAGAGCAGAUGCCCCAGCUCAUAUCUUACCUCCUCCUCCAUGGGGCUAUGGCAAUGUGGCUGUUUCACAUGGAGGAUUUUAAAAUGUAUCAACCUUAUCAGGGCUCUCUUAGCCAUCAUAAGGUAUGGUAAACAGUCAAUAUUUAUUGGGGGCAGGGUUGUAAACCAAAGGGGCUCACUGCUUCCAUAAAAAAGGGACAAGGGAGGGGGCCAAAUCUAUUACCAGUAAAAUUAUGCAAAUGUCACACCACUGGAAUUUUGUUGCAGAGAAAGUGGCCCUAUUAAUAUUUAUACCAUAGUAGAUACAAACUAGUGUAUGGGCAAGUUGUUUGGCUAUGGUGACACUGACACUUUCCUCUUGCAGACUUUAAGGAGGCCUUCCUCCUUUUCGACAGGACUGGUGAAAGCAAGAUCACCCUAAGCCAGGUUGGAGAUGUCAUUCGUGCUUUGGGGCAGAACCCCACCAAUGCUGAGGUCAAGAAGAUCAUGGGCAACCCCAGCAAUGAGGGUAAUGGCUCUGAGAUGAAAUGGUCCAUAAUAUGUCCUCUUAACGUUCAGUCAAAUUCUCCUUUCCCACUACCUUAAUUUUAGUGAAGAUGGAGUGUGCUUUCCUCUUAUACAAGCCUUGACCACACAAGCAUUUGUGGGGGUGGGAUUUUUAUUUUUAAAAAAUUAAAGCAUUUAAUAUUUGGUUAUUAUGGACAUGAGUUUGUAGAAUUUGUGAAUGUGCACAGUAAUUUUUUCAGCUCAACAGUUUUAUUCCAGCUUUGUUGUUGUUGUUGUUGUUGUUGUUGUUUAGUCGUGUCCGACUCUUCGUGAACCCGUAGAAUAGACCAGAGCAUGCCAGGCACUCCUGUCUUCCACUGCCUCCCUCAGUUUGGUCCAACUCAUGUUAGUAGCUUCCAGCUACCCACCCAAAUUAAAAUCCUGAUGUCUUUGAUGAGAAAGAGUCAAGCAUGUGCCAAGGGCAUAUCUGAAGACAUAUGAUACAGCUACUUCAUGAAAUUAAAUAGUUCAAGAUCUGACUAGUGCCUGGUGGGACCUAUAUAAACUGACUUGAAAUUGCCGUCUGUACUGAGCCCCUUAAGCCCCCAUCACCUCACCAGUAGCUAGUUUAACUAUUUCCAGGAAUCAGAAGUCUUGAUUAGCUUUUAACACUUGCUGAAUCCAAGGAUUAGAGGGGUCUAGCCAGGGUUUUUGUUAGGGGGGCAGGCUUUUGUUGGGGGAGGCAGAACCUCAGUUAAGUAUUUUUAUUGCUUUUUAUUGAUUUACAGGGGGCAGCUUCCCCCAUCCCCCCUUGGUUGCCCCCAUGGGUCUGGCACUCCUCACCCCACAACUCAUAACAAUAUCUAACUCACAGCCCCUUGUUUUAUUUUCCUUUAAAGCUGUUAGCAAGCUUUACCAGUGUGAAGGUGCUGUACGAAAAGCCAUAGUACACAGCACUAGAAACACCACUAUAAAACUAUAAUAAAUAGAUAAUGCAUGAAAUAAAUAGCGUGUUCAAUUAAACUACAGAUCCUUUUUCACAAGCAGUGCAACCACUGUGUGCUUGUGUUUCCUUAGAAAUGGAGCUGGACAACCAUUAAAUUACGAUUCCUUUAAAUUAUGAUUCCUGUAAAAACCGUUUAAAUUAUGAUUCCUGUAAAAACCGUUUAAAUUAUGAUUCCUGUAAAAACCGUCCCCCUCCACUGAAUACAGAUUUGCCUCCUUUAUGUGUAUGUAGCAUCACUUGAUGAUGAGUACAACAAUAAGCAAAGACUUCAGUGUUUUAUGACUACCUGAAAGCUUUGGCAGUAGUGCCAUAUUGUGAAGGAAGAAAUUUAAUUUCUAAAGGAAGCAUAGUUUUGGUUGAGAAACAGAUAUAAAUCACAGCAUAGCACUUCAGGAGAACUUCCUAAAGCAUCACAAAUAUAUCUGAGAACAUUGUUGAUAAUGUUGUUUUCUUGUAGAGAUGAAUGCCAAGAAAAUUGGGUUUGAAGAGUUCCUGCCCAUGAUGCAAGCAGCAGCCAAUAACAAGGACCAGGGCGGCUUUGAAGACUUCGUUGAAGGUCUGCGUGUCUUUGACAAAGAGGGGAAUGGGACCGUCAUGGGUGCUGAACUCCGUCACGUAUUGGCCACUCUGGGUAAGGCUUCCAAAAGUAUGGUGUAGUGGUCGAGAGCGGUAGUCUCGUAAUCUGGGGAACCGGGUUCGCGUCUCCGCUCUUCCACAUGCAGCUGCUGGGUGACCUUGGGCCAGUCAUACUUCUUUGAAGUCUCUCAGCCCUACUCACCUCACAGAGUGUUUGUUGUGGGGGAGGAAGGGAAAGGAGAAUGUUAGCCGCUUUGAGACUCCUUAAAGGGAGUGAAAGGCGGGAUAUCAAAUCCAAACGCCUCUUCUUCUUCUUCUUCUUCUUCUUCUUCUUCUUCUUCUUCUUCUUCUUCUCAUAGGGUUGGAAGGAACCAUAAAGGCCAUCUGGUCCAAGCCUGUGCAAUACAGGAAUAUUUUGCCCAACAUGGGGCUUGAACCCCUGAUCCUGUGUUAACUGUACUACAGAUAUGUUUUGUUUUUAUAAAAGUUACAUUCCUUUGGCUUUCUUCAAUUAAAUCUGGGAACUGGAAUUUUGGUCAGAGCACCGAGCAUUCUCUGUAAGGGAUCCCAAGGCUUUCCACCCCCUUAAACCAAGCACUGGAGUCCUCUGAGAGACGGGUUGGAAUAAAAAUAGGAAAAUAAAGUAAAUGUUUCUGGAGCUGGAGAAGAUUAACUUUUUAACCACUUUAAAUCUAUAUUGGCAUUAGUGCCCAAUUAUUAUUUCCAAUGUAAUAAAAUUGAUAUUUUUAAUAGCAAAGGCCUAUUUAUAUAAAUUUGGAUAAUCCACACUUUCCCUGAAGUAUAACAAUGUGAUAUAAAACAUUCAAGAUUAUAAUAAAAUAACUAAAAGUGUAAUUAAAAGUAACUCUUUACCAUGGCUGUUGAUACCUGAGGUGUAUGUUUUUGGACCCACCUUAUUUUUAAGGUUGGAAGUUGUUUUAAGUUGUUUUUAUAUUAUGUUUUAAUGAUGUAGCCCACCUGGGAUCUUAGCAUGGAGAGCAGGUAAUACAAACAUACAUACAGACAUCAAUAAAGCAUCAUUAAAUCCUGGUUGGUUAAAAAGAAAUAGAUUUCAAAGACACUGAGAAUCAUAUAACCGCAGGAACAGGGGGUGAAACUUAAUUUUUGCAAAUUUCUUCAGUGAAGGGUCUUAAAAAUAUGUUUUAGAGUUUGAGGAAUUUAUAUUUGCUAUUAUUUUGUGAUUAGACAACAUUCAGCUUGGUAAUUUGAUUUGAUGAAGGUUUCAAAAAACUAGAUAAUUUUAAUUUUACCUUCUGAAAAUCUCAGGUAAUGAUGAUAGAUUGAUAGAUGAUAGAUAGACAGACAGAUAGAUAGAUGAUGACAAGAAUAUAAACUACAAGUCCAAGCACUUGGCAGUUGUUUGCAAUGAUUUCUGUGCAAUUUUACAAACAUUUUAUUUACCAAGCAAAACUUAAGUAUAUUAAUUUAACCAAAAUAUCUUUUGAAUUCCCAAGUCAUGUUACAACUUUUUAGAUCCAUCAUAUUUGGAAUUUGAAAGUUGAAUAAUAAUUCAACAUGCCCUUUUGCAGGGGUACCUCUCCUUUGAUAUCCUGUGUGGUCAUGGAUCUGUUGUGAGCAUCUAGAAAGUUGCUUCCACAGCAGCAGGAAACAAAGGUGAUCCACCCUGAGUUCUGCAUGUCAGCAUUUUGACUGCCUAACCACAUUGCACCCUUGACUGAAAGUCCACAUAGAUUGCUACAACACUGCAAGUCCCAUGACAUCACUAGUGUCAGAAAUGAAGAGCUAUCAGAACAGAUACACUGACCUAGUUUGUACAUCUACAGUUUAAAUAUGGUUUAAUUGGAACGAGGAGUGUGCUGGUGCAUGCUGCUCAGAAGUCUCCACUUCAGUUCUCCCCCACCCUGUUCCUGCUGUUGUCAUUCCAGGGAGGAGAUAAACCAGAGGCCAGCUGUGUGUUACACGUGAACCAGCACUCGUAGUUUGUUUAUCUGAGAGAAACCAUGAGCCAGUAAGCUAAGAACAAACUAAGAACAAACUGCUUGGGGUUUCUUUGGAGUGAAACACACCAUGAGUGAUAGCUGACACAUAACACAAAGCCAGUCUCUUGUUUGCCCCCCACCCCACAGCACAGCAUAGGCCUCUGUAAGAACAGGAUGCUGAACUAAAUGUGUCUUUGGUCAGAUCCAGCAGGGCUUUUCUUAUAUUUAGAUCUGUAAACUGCUUAGAAGCAAUUUUGGCACAUAAGCAGUAUAGUCGUACCUUACUUCUCGAAUGUAGUCUGUUCGGGAAGUCUAUUCGACUUUCGAAAACCAAGGCUCAGCUUCCAACUGGCUGCAGGAGUUUCCUGCACUCAAGAGGAAGCCGUGUUGGAUGUUCAUCAUCUAAAAAUGUUCGAAAACGGAACGUUCAAAAACUUACUUCCUGGUUUGGGGCAUUUGGAAGCCAAAAUGUAUGAAGCCAAAUGUACCAAGAUGUUCGAAAACCAAGAUACGACUGUAUAUAACAUCAUCACCACCAUAAAUAUCUUCUGUGGUUUAGGUGAGAAGAUGAAGGAAGAAGAAGUAGAAGAACUGAUGAAAGGGCAGGAAGACUCCAACGGCUGCAUCAACUACGAGGGUAAGUUCCACUAUACAGUAGGGGAAAGCAGCCAUGGGGUGGGGUCAAAUGGAAGAGGGCAGCGGUGCUGGAGGAAGGAGAAUUUAACAUUUCCCUCACCCAUGCUGUUUUCCCAAGUAAAUUGCACACCCCAAGCUGCUAUUUUCUUUGCUUUGCUGGAGACCCAAUAUAAAACAGUGGUACCUGUGUUUUCCUCCCCAGUAGCUUUGGGGGAAUUUCAGCUGGGGAAAACGUGCAGGAGGAAAGGGAGAAAUAUCCUCUCUCCAGCACUAUUUCACUAGUGUAUUCCAUCCCUCACCCAAGCACAGAUGCCUUUCCUUUUUAAGUUGGCAUAUCAGAUCAUGGAUUUCUCAUGUCACAUCUGUUUGUGCUCUGAAGAGAUGCUGGGGAUUGAACUUAGGACCUUCUGCAUGCAAAGCAGAUGCUCUACCACUGAGCCACGUCCCCCUCCCAAAUGAUGGGGCUGAAUCUGUGGUGUGCCCUUAUCAGCAGCCCAGUGCGAACAAGCUCAUUGCAGGGGAAAGCGGGUGGCCAGUGUCCAAAGCGAGAGAGAAAAGAAGUGGGAUGGUUAGCCCAGGCUCAUGUCCACCGGAAAAGAAAGGAGAUUGUUUAUGGGGCCACAUGAAAAGUAUGGCAUCCCUCGCCCACUUUCAGCACUGAGAAUGGUGCAUGAAUAGCAGCAGUUUCUCUUUUCGCUCCUGGCACUGGAACACUCCUGGCACUGGAACACCUGUCUUUCCAUGAAAGGAAUGAAAGGCUCCCUAUCAUUACCACACCAGCCAUGAUGCUUUUGAGCUAUUAAUUUAUUAGAUGUUGAGCUUUUCAGCAUUUCCCAAUGACUUCUCCCAGUGAUUUCAUGUAGGUUUGGGUUGAAGUGUCAUCAGUCUGCAGAUGACACUUGGUCAGCUCUACCUCAGCUCCCCACAGGCUGUUGAACUUUUCAACCAAUGACUGGAGGCUGUACAGGGUUGGAUGAGAAUGAACAGGCUGAAAUUGAAUCCAUUGGGCAGGGAAACCCAUAACUUUGGACAGAGGCUUACAUUGGUCUUAGAUGAAGCUGUGCUCCUCUCAAAGGACCAUGUUUGCAGUUUGGGAGUGUGACCCUGGACUCAGAGCAAAUUGGGGGUGCUCAGGUUGCAGCAGUGGCCAAGGAUGCUUUUUGUCAGUUUAGGUUGGUAUGCCAGCUGUGAUCCUAUUUGGAGAGCAGAGCUUGCCUCACUUACUCAUGCACUAGUGACAUCUAGACUAGACUACUAUAAUGCACUUCAUGUCAGAGGUGCCUUUAAAGAUGGUCUGGUAACUUUGAUUGGUACAAAACAUGGUCACUUGGAAACCGGGCAUUUGGAACAUAUUUCACUAAUAUUGCAUCAGUUGCACUGGUUGCCAAUGCAUUUCUGGGCCCAAUUGAGAGUGCCCAAAAUGGUUUGGAGACGGGUUCAUCUGUACCUGUCUCAACCUGCCCUAAUGUAAAGCUCUACCUUGCAGGCCCUGUUAAUAUGCCUGCCUCCAAAGAUGGUUAGGUUGCUGGGCACUUUCAACAGUUGUCUCAUGGCUGUCCUGUGUGAGAUCAGGCAGACUUCAUUCCUCAGGCUUCUUACUAUGGUGUGACUCCACUGGGGGUUGUUGCUGUUGUUGUGCUUAUGCUGACUUUUAAUAGCAUUUUGAAGGAAGCAGCUGCUCUAAAUGCUCAAAACGGUUUAAAUAUUAGGUUUUAUUUUGUAUAUCAUUGUCAGGGGUUCAGGAGCAGAGGCAAGGGCAAGGGAGGAAACAGAGAGCGAGGGGGAGGAGGCAGAAGAAAAGAUGAGUGAUGACGACGACCCGAGAUCUCCGAGUCUUUCCAGUGAAUCAGAAGAUUCACAGAAAGGAGCACCAGUGGCCAGGGCAAGGGGGGAGCCUAGGGGGACACCCCAGGAAGAUAGAGCCAGAGGGGACUCAGAGGGGAGCAGUUGGAAAUCGGGACCAACGUCACCGCCAGAGAGCAGGGAAGAGGAAGGGCGCCAGGGAUCAAGCGCUGACAAAUCACAACAGGGGGGAGGGCACGAGUCAGGAGUGGCCACACCCCCAUCGGGGAGCGAAGAAACGGUCAGACGGAAGGUGGAAGGUUGGGCGCGCGCGCCAAGUUCAAAUGCACAGGAAGGUGGCGCAGUAGGCAGCCCGGAAAGGGAGCCAGGUCCUAAAGCCCGCCGAAAGGAGGGAGAAGAGUCAAGGAGUCAGCGUCAGCGUCAGAGGAAUCCCGGAAGGAAGAGACCCGGGGGCAGAGGGACCCAGAGAAGAACAGUCAGGCGGAAAAGGUGGAGCAGGGCUAGGAUAUUAAGUUGGUGUACAAGGGGCGGAGACUCAGACGGAGCUUCGCCGAUCUAAGCAUGAGACGUAGAGUUGCACGCAGCAGCUUGAGAAUGGAAACUGUAACUCAAUAAAGACUUUUGUUUAAUGAUCGCUGGCUAGCGUGAUCCUCUGUGAGCUAGGAUCUGGAAGCAGCUCUGACAAUCAUGAUAAGUCCAACAUAUAAACAAACAAACAAACAAACAAAGAGCAGCUGGAGAAAUCCCUGCAUGGCUUCACUUGAAAAGCAACAGGCAGGGAUCAGAGAGAAAUGCCACAAGUGUGGCAUCCAGAGCGUGGGGUAGUGUGGAAGCUGGAAUGACUGUUAAGGGGGGGGGAGGGAGGACAAUUACCGUAGCUUGGAAAAAAUGCAAUGACAGAAAGGGAUCAGGAAUUGCAUGAAAAAAGGACUCUGAACCAUUAGCAGAUCCUCAUAGAAUCAUAGAAGUCUUGGAAGGGACCCUGAGGGCCAUCUAGCCCAACCCUCUGCAAUACAGGAAUCUCAAAAUAUGGUCCUCCAUCCAGCUCUAUCUACAAGAACGGCAAAGACAGGAGCGUCUUACCCAUAGAGGCUAGUGGCGCAGGGCACCAAGUUCUGGAGGCUGCCAGGGAAGAGGCGGCGGCUGGACGUGGCGCCUCCUGGCAUCAACUCGACGCCUGCCUCCGCCAUGCCGCACUGAAGCAGCACCAUGCCCAGAGCCUCCGCCUGCCAUGGCCACCACGGCACGAAGCAGCCAGCUGAGCCACGAGCCUCCACGUCCAGCCUCCGCCUCUUCCCCUCCAGCCGCUGCCCGCCUCCUCCAGCUCUGCAAAGCUGUGCGUGUAGCCAGCAGCGCUGUCCUCCCUAAAAAAGAUUGGCAACUCUGGGGAAGGGGGGGCGGUGCCAGAGGGAUAUUUGCACCACGGCGCUGGAUAUGCUUAAGAUGGCCCUGUGCAAAGACAACCUGAUUAUUUUGUGAGGUAGCUGGGACUGAAGCAACAGGGCCCAAGAGUGUACAGUAUGAGAAGUAAUCCCAAGAAAGACAGGAGAUCAGAGAAUUCACAUCUCACUUUGGAUUUAUCAGUGCUGUCAUUUGUUGACUGGUGGCAGGGGCUACUAAUUAAAUGAGGUGAUAGUCAAGUUUUAUUUUUUUAUUAUCUUUCUCAUAAAUUUACACACCACAAUUGUAAAAAGCCUCAAAGCAGUUUAGAAAAAGAUAAAACAGUAAAAUCAUUGUUAAUUUACAACCAUACCUUAAAACAUACAAAAGUUAAAAUACUAAAACAGAUUAACCUUAUCUCAACUUUCUAAGCAUCUGGGUAGGCUUGUCUAAACAGGAAUGUUUUUAGCAGGCACCAAAAAGAGUACAGUGAAGGCACCUGCUUGCUCUCAAUAGGCAGGGAAUUUCAAAGUACAGGCGCCACCACACUAAACAAUCAGUUGAAUGGGCACAUGUUGGGUAAGGCAACCUCAUAGUUUUACUCAGAGCAGAUCCAUUUAAAUUAAUGGACCUAACUUAGUCGUGUUCAUUAAUUUAAAUGGGUCUACUCUGAGUAAAACUUAGUUAAAUACCACCCACGGGGUUCAGCUCAUGUUGCAAUUCAACUACUGGCUCAUCAGUUCCACUGAAAUAUGCUCUCAGUACAGAAUAAUUUUGACACAUCUGGAAAUGUCUGUUUUAUUUUUAUAUAUACUAACAGUGAACACAGUUCUAUUGAGAGCUUGUUCUUAAGGAGCUAAAAUGAUGCCAGCCUUGCAUGAGAAGGAAGUAGCAGUAGCAGCGGGUUGAGGGAGAACCCCAAAGUUUGCAGAAGUACCAAAACAAAAAACAAAAAAACCCCACACCUCGGGGAGGGGGGGAAUCCUAGUCCAAAUAGUCCAAUGUGGACCAAGCACACUCUGUGGGUAUGGAAUGCUGACUGGCUCUUGGGGAAGGGAAAAAGAAAACCGAGAGGGAGGUGGAUUGGGAUGGAGUGUCCUGAGCAGGAGCACUCGAUACUGCAAUGUCUUUUUCAAGUUCCCUGCUUCCAUGACGUAUUGAUUAUGUUUUAUUCCACAGCAUUUGUGAGGCACAUCAUGUCUGUCUAAACAGAUUUCUCAAGACACGUAGUUUGGUAAGUUCCUUCUGUACACGUGCUCUGGUUUCUGGUGGGUGCCUUUUAUUAUCUGCAUGUAGCCAGCAGUAGCACUGAGCUACUAUAGGCAGCAUCCCUACCAGUAUCAGCUGAAUUUCUGUGGGUGACAAUUUGAAAAGAGCUGCAUUGGUUUAUAAUACAAAAAGGACCCUGUGACAUUUAAUCCCUUUCAAGGGUUUGACACAACUGUAACAAGUACAUAAAUAAGGCAUGGCCCAGCCCAAGUGAAUUGUGUUUCAGUCCCACUUAGAGCAAUUCUGUCUCUCAUUAAAGUCCAUUAGAAGAGCUUCACUUGGGCUGGAUUGUGUCCACAAUUCCUGUCUAAUGCUGACUUUUCUCUAAGAUAAGGAUUUCUCUAUGAUUCUUAAACAUAGAUCAUAGGCACACAAAAAUAACUUAAUAGCAGCAUUGGGGCUUUAAUCAUAUUAUACAUUUCACUCUGGUCUCCAAAUAACCUGACAUAAACACUUAGGAUCUUAUGUGGUCUCAUCAGUAGAUCCAGAAGAUACCAAGUCAGCUAUGGUUGACCAGAAACAAGUUGUUAUCAGUCUCAGUUUUCAUAUCUGUAAAAUGGAACUAUUGCUGCCUACUCAUAGGGUUAUUUCAGAGAGAAAGUAUUUAUUGCAGGUUAUAGGCAUCCCCCCCCAACUUACAAUAAAAUACAGAAUCUAAUGAUAUUUGCUUUGCUUUUUGACAGAACAAGAUCAGUGGGCACUUGAGAUCUACAAAUCUAGGAAACUAUUGUUCCAUCCAGUAACACCAUCCUAGAGCCUUAAAGGAUUGUAAUAGAUGCCUUCCAAUCACCCCCUUUUUUAAAGCCAUCAGCAUCAGACACCAAUUGAAUCUCAAAGUUUUUACACUUCACAGAAGAAACACUUGCCAAGGCAAAUGAGGACUACAUUGCCACAGCUGUUAAGCCCAAUUAUCUUUUUUCCAUAUUGUCCACCAUGAAAACAGUGUAUGUUCUUGGCCGGGGGAAUACGAAUCUGAUAAUAAAUCUCUGUGGUCAGUGAAUGGCUGGAAAAUCUUUCUUUAAUCUGUUCAGAUCCCCAUUAAAACAAAUUUGAAGUCUUAAUUUAUUUUCUCUAUAUGUUGUAUUCCAUACAAUAAAGUUUUAUCAAAAAAAGAUAUUAUCUGAGGUUCAAUUUGAUUUCAUGUAGAGCAGUUUUAAUUCCUUGGGGCUGAGAGAUAGAGUGAAUUUUUUAACAGUUCUUCAAUGGUUUCAAAUUUUUCAUUGGAACAUAUUCCAUUCUUAUCCAAGAAAACUUCAGAAUGUCCAUUAAUUACUUUAAUUGGCCAGUACAUUCUUUACAACUUAUUAAUUGAAGGGACAGGUGCCAGGCAGCUGAUGAAUAAGUAAUUAAAUUAUCUCUGUCAUAGGCAUGUGCCCUUUAGCAUCUUCUCAGUUCCUUGUGGCUCAAAGGAAUGGAAGGAAAGCGCAUGUGGUAAUGGUAAUGUCUCUUCCUACCAAAGUAGGUAGCAAAAGUCAGAAGCAACAGAUUCCAUUGAAUUUAGAGAGGUUGACAAAUAGUGCCCUUUAAAAAUGUGUUUAUAAACUAUUUUAGGAAUGCCACUAAAAUGCAUUUGCCACAUUGAACUUAAAAGCUAACUUGCACCAUGCAAAAUAGCUCAUUUAGAAUUUUCUAAAGUGGGAUUUUGUAAGACUGAGCCAUAAAGUAGAACUUCCAGUUUGAAUCAAACACAGAGCCUAACAUCAUCAGCUUGGACAUGGGAGAUCUGUGAUUCAAAUCAGAAUUUUACAAAAAAUGUGAGACCCAACAACAAAUAUUUUCAUUUUAACUGCAUUUCAAAUGUGAGUAAAAAAUUAUUGGGCCACCUAAUAAUCACAGCCACUUGUGUUAAUUUCUAUGUUGGCAAUGAUAAAACAAGGUUUAUUUCAUUUGUAGUACAGAGUUAAGACCUUGGUUUAAUCUUACUCUUUGAUGGCUGCUGUAGAGUAAUUAAACAACAAAGCUACAUCAUUACUGGCAUACCUUGGGUCUCAGCUGUGACACUUUCCCCAUCCCCUGGGCACAUAUAAAACUACUUUAAGCCCCUAGCCAAGUGUCAGCUUAUUCCACAACAGUCUGUCUUAACCUUAUUAAAUUUCUACAUGUGAAAUGGUCAUAACUCAAGAGGCACCAGGUGCAUCAGCGAGGUGGGGUUUGAGAAGCAAUGUAAUCCUUAAUGCGCCAGCCAGCUGUAGAAGUGGGUGGUGUCAGGUUUCCAUGUCUUCCUCCACCAAACCCCCUCACCACCCCCAUGUUCCUAUUUUAAACCCUGGCAUGCAGGCAAAUGUCCAAAUUAAUAUUUGCACUAGUUUGUGCAUGGAUAGGCUGCCAACCAUUCAUAACACAGUCUCCAUAAGUAGAAGAACAGCUAAGCCAUUUUGUGCAUGCUUGCAGACGGGAAAGAAGCAACUUCUACCUGAUUCCUGACAAUUAGAUUCUCUCUAGGAAUCUAGGUUUGCGGGGUUAGUUCCUAUAUUUAAUUGGGAUGCAGGGUGAAGGUAUUGAGAAAUCAAACUUGAAUUUUUUAUUUUUAAUGAACAUUAAGGAUGUAUUAGACACUGCUUUCAUUGAGUUUGGAAGGGCAUACAUGAUGUGUUGCCCAUUCUUCCCCUCACAUCUCUGGAACAGGCAAGGCUGAGAAAUAGUGACUGUCCCAAACACUUAGCCAUGAAGGGUUAGCAAUAUGAAGCCAUUUCCCCCAGUCCUAGUGAGACACUCUAACCACUGUGCGAUACAUCUGCCUAUACAUUUGUUCUUCAGGAAGAAAUAAGAAAAAGAGUAGGCUGCUGUCUAAUAACUUUAAUUUGGCUAUUACAUCUACCUGUCAGACUGGGUAGCCAUACAAUGUCACAGGCAGGUUGAGGGGAAUAAUAGAAUCAUAGAGCUGUAAAGUUGGAAGGGACCCUGAGGGUCAUCUAGUCCAACCCCCUGCAAUGCAGAAAUCUCAGCUAAAGCUGAGUUUGCGUUUAAGGAAAGCAGGGCUUUAGCAUUUUCCCCUCAAAUCAUAUUUCUGUUGCUUCUACACUAGUCCUCAACAGAGAUCAUACACAGAGCAUGUGACACAAACACUGCUCACCAAAAAAGUGAUGCUGUAUUCUGAAUAAUUGUGUAAGGAAAAGCAGUGUUCAAUGUGCAGAGGCAUCACUGCACCUGUUAAUCCAAAAUCGUAUUUGUUCUAUUAAAGGACUGUGACUUAGCUAAAGUUAGCCAUGAAAUGAACCCAAGUGAGCAAUUUAGGCAUGAUUAAAUCCCUGUGCUUUCAAUGCAAUUAUCAGGCGUGGCCAGACUUGGCCCGCCUGAUAUUUUGGGACUACAACUCCCAUCAUUCCUAGCUAACAGGACCAAUGGUCAGGGAUAAUGGGAAUUGUAGUCCCAAAACAUCUAGAGGGCCGAGUUUGGCCGUGCCUGGAUUUAGUUGAAGAGUCAGACACGACUAAACAACAACAGCAACAGCCUGGAGAAGAGGAGGUUAAGGGGUGAUAUGAUAGCCAUGUUCAAAUAUAUAAAAGGAUGUCACAUAGAGGAGGGAGAAAGGUUGUUUUCUGCUGCUCCAGAGAAGCGGACAUGGAGCAAUGGAUCCAAACUACAAGAAAGAAGAUUCCACCUAAACAUUAGGAAGAACUUCCUGACAGUAAGAGCUGUUCGACAGUGGAAUUUGCUGCCAAGGCCCUGAUUUAUUAGCAUAUUCAAAAUUCUUUUGCUUCAUCCUUCUUAUAUUCCAUUCUACUUCUUUGUUGAUUAUCAUCGCAAACUGUGUCUGUAGCAUUUUAAUACUUUGCUUCACCUUCUCAUCCUUAGGUCUUAUAGUUAAUUUUUUUCAUUCUCCAUAAUUUGUCUUAAAAUUUCUUUUUCCCCUUUUUCUCUCAUUCUGUUUUUAAUUGCAUUUUGUUGAAUAAAAAAUCCUCUCAUAACGGCUUU
Molecule: messenger RNA, 32848 nt
Organism: Podarcis lilfordi (Lilford's wall lizard)
Lineage: Eukaryota; Metazoa; Chordata; Lepidosauria; Squamata; Lacertidae
Source: the annotation of a GenBank genome assembly